This is a messenger RNA of Prosopis cineraria, 879 nucleotides long. RefSeq lists its product as uncharacterized. Lineage: Eukaryota; Viridiplantae; Streptophyta; Magnoliopsida; Fabales; Fabaceae. Gene Ontology annotation, molecular function: enzyme inhibitor activity. The record is from RefSeq and is a predicted model, not a curated record. The transcript has a single exon. The coding region runs from base 64 to 723 and encodes 219 amino acids.
CGAGGCUUUCCAACCUUUGUCUCUGCUCUUGAACAUAAUAUUCUAAUAAAAGAGAUAGAGACAAUGGCGCUUAGCAGAAAAAUAAUCCUCGUGGUUCCCCUGAUCUGUUGCUCGCUCCUUUCCGGCAAUGAUGCCGUUCCCUCUCAUCGCAACAAACUGUUGGGAGAGCUCCCGUCGGCAGCCCCAGCUCCAUCUCCCUCCGACAAGCAAGUCCUCGACCUCGCUGGCAACGCAGUUGACACAGUGGCGUCAAAACACAACGCUCAGCUAGUGGCGCUGUGCCAAGACGCAGAGUCGCCAACUCUGUGCGUGGACACCAUCGCGCCAUUCAUCCAGGGCGCACUUGACCCCGUGGUGGCCCUUAAGGCCGAAAUGGGGGCGACCAUGAACAUCACUGUGAAGGUCUCUAAUACUAUCAAGACGCUGCACGCCAAGCCAGAAACUACUAAAGACGAGAAAGCGUCACUAGACAUAUGCGCGGACCAGUACUCAUCGAUUGUGGAUACUAUAAAUGACUGUUUGGAUUCCAUCAAGCAGAACGACGUGUACGGUGCCUGGAUGAAGUUUGCGGCGGUGCUGUCGUACCAACAGGCAUGUGAAGAUGCUUUCAAGGAGGGCGGAGGGUCCAUUCCCUUCCCGGAGGAUUCCAAGACUCUGUUCCAGCUGGGUGGUAAUUGCUUGGCCAUCCUCAUGCAUCUUUCCGGCGAAACCUCGCCUUAUUGAUUGAGGAGCCUGCACAUGCUCGGGACCUGCACCGUCAAUGAGUCUUUUUUGUUGUCACUCGUCUGUGUUGUUUCUUAUCAUCCUUUUAUAUUUGUUGUUCUGGAAAGACCAGACACAUGCGACGCAAUACAUCAGUUUUAAUCGUGGACUAUAUAA